Messenger RNA from Daldinia caldariorum, 2368 nucleotides. Its product is annotated as multidrug transporter. The record is from RefSeq and is a predicted model, not a curated record. Gene Ontology annotation, molecular function: transmembrane transporter activity. Lineage: Eukaryota; Fungi; Ascomycota; Sordariomycetes; Xylariales; Hypoxylaceae. Gene Ontology annotation, biological process: transmembrane transport. The coding region runs from base 329 to 2332 and encodes 667 amino acids. The transcript is spliced from 2 exons.
UAUAUAUACUGGGGGACUAUCCCCAGACCGGCGUCUGCGUUUGUUCGAAAGUCUUGCUCCUCCCUCAGCCUUUUGUCUCGGGCCCAAACUGUACCGAUCAAGCCCCUCAAGCCACCCACAUCAUAUCUCUCUCUCCAUACCCCAUAAGAUCUUCUGAUCUAGCUUUGUUUAUUAUACCCUCCCUUCCCUUCCCUUCCUCCCCGGACCUGGGUGGUACCGGUAGAGUGUUUCUCAUAACGGAGACAUACUCUAUAGCUUAGUGACCUAAGCGUCUCACCUACUCGUGUAAUUACCGCCUAUCAUAAAGCCUCCUUUCUGUUGAAUAGUUAUGGAGGGCGCGUCGAAAGAAUGGCCCGCAACGUUCGGGGCAAACGAUGAACGUCCCACUUACAGCUCCGAGGAGACUGUGGGUCACGUCAACGGUGGCCGCACGCUUGUGGGGCCGACCGUUGAUCAAACUCUUGCCGAAAAGGUUGCCGAAAAGGAUAAAGUCAAAACGGAGACCGGAAAGCGAGAACUAAAGGAAGAAGAUUGCGAAAACGAGCUCGGAUUUGCUUUCUCUUGGUGGAAGAAGUGGUGGAUUCUCACUGUCAUCUUCCUCGUCCAAACUUCGAUGAACUUCAACACUUCUCUAUACUCGAACGGUCUAGAAGGAAUCUCGCUGCACUUCAACGUUAGCGAGCAAGCUGCCCGUCUUGGCGCUGCCAUCUUCCUUAUUACUUAUGCCUUUGGCUGUGAGCUAUGGGCUCCAUGGUCUGAAGAGUUCGGCCGAAAGCCUAUCUUGCAGGCAUCUAUGUUUCUUGUCAACAUUUUCACUUUACCAGUUGCCCUGGCUCCCAACUUCGGCUGCCUGCUAGCUGGGAGAGCCCUCGGUGGUCUGUCUACCGCCGGAGGAAGUGUGACGCUUGGUAUGGUGGCCGAUAUGUUCGAAAGCGACAGACAACAAUAUGCUGUGGCUUAUAUUGUUUUCUCUUCCGUCGGCGGGUCUAUUCUAGGCCCCAUCGUUGGCGGUUUUGUCCAGACACUCGCUCCGGACCAGGCGUGGCGGUGGUGUACCUGGAUCCAGCUGAUAUUUGGUGGAGCUGUGCAGCUACUACACCUUUUCACAGUACCCGAAACCCGCACAACAAUUAUGUUGAACAGGAUCGCCAAGAAGCGUCGAGAGAGCGGCGAGGACCCUAACAUCUACGGCCCCGAUGAGAUAGAGUCUUUCUGGGCCAGAUUUACGCUCAAGGAACUCAUCUACACCUGGCUCCGCCCCUUCCGAAUGUUCCUUACCGAACCCAUCGUGUUGACGCUGUCACUACUCUCUGGAUUUUCGGAUGCCCUCAUAUUUAUGCAAAUUCAGUCCUUUGCGCUCGUCUAUACCCGUUGGAACUUUAACUCUUGGCAGAUUGGCCUCGCUUUCGUUCCUAUCGGCCUUGGUUACGUCUUUGGUUGGCUCCUCUUCCUCCCAGCCUUCAAGCGGAAUCAAAGGCGUCGCGAGAAACACCCCGAAGACGAGCACGCUCAAUAUGAGUCGCGUCUUUUCCUCCUACUUUGGCUCGUUCCUUGCUUGCCUAUCGGUCUCAUUAUCUUCGCCUGGACGAGUGGUGGCCCGCCACUACACUGGAUUGGCUCUAUGUUUGGCACGUGCAUAAUAGGUAUUGCCAACUACGCCAUCUACAUGGCUACAAUUGACUACAUGAUCUGUGCGUAUGGGCCCUAUUCCGCCUCGGCCACUGGUGGUAAUGGUUGGGCGCGUGACUUCCUGGCUGGUGUCCUCACGCUUCCGGCAACUCCCUUUUAUACCAAUAUUGGUGCCGAAAAGGGACUGAACCUGCAAUACGCGUCAACCAUCCUGUUCUGCAUUGCGUUUGUCCUGGUCAUUGCUGUGUAUGUAAUAUACUGGAAGGGCCCGGUCCUGCGGAAGCGCUCGCCCUUCGCUCAGAGCUUAGCUCAAGGGGCUGCUCAAUAUGGUGGUCAUGCUCUUAGUCACGUACACUCUCGCCCAUCGACUGCGGGAGGUGAUACACGACCACAAACAUCUACCACCCACUCGCGACCGACAACUGCACCAAACGCACCAACCCGAGAAACCAUGCAGAAGCGACCCGGAGAUCGCAUGUCCGCAUCGCGACACAACUCCUACUACUCGAGCGCGCAGGCUGCAAGCCGACGCCAGAGCCGACAGGCCAGCCGCAACCCCAGCAGACGGAACAGUAAUGAUCAUCAUCGGAUGUCUACGGACAGUGAAGAGGAAGGAGUAUCUCACCACCAUCUCCAUAACCGACUGCAAAAUCUAAACACUAUCGCUUCGUUACCGACGCAACCAACAGAGUCCCACCCAUAGGGCGGUGUCGACUAAUACUACCAUAUUCUACCAACU